Durio zibethinus is the source of this 2184-nucleotide messenger RNA. Its product is annotated as protein DETOXIFICATION 27-like. Gene Ontology annotation, cellular component: membrane. NCBI's taxonomy places the organism in Eukaryota, Viridiplantae, Streptophyta, Magnoliopsida, Malvales, Malvaceae. Gene Ontology annotation, biological process: xenobiotic detoxification by transmembrane export across the plasma membrane. The record is from RefSeq and is a predicted model, not a curated record. Gene Ontology annotation, molecular function: antiporter activity; xenobiotic transmembrane transporter activity.
CAAGUGUUUUAAGUUCAUUGAACUCCCAAGAAAAAGGAUAGAGUCGGCAGACCACUAGCUAGCCAGAUAAUAUGUCGAGUAAUGGUGCAUUAGAAGAAGCAAGGGUUCCUUUGAUUGAAGAUUUAGCUUCAGCAGAGCGAUUGAAAGCAGAACAAGACGAUCAAAAUCAAUCUCUUAUGAAAAGGGUAUGGAUUGAAUCAAAGAAGCUAUGGCAGAUAGUUGGUCCUGCCGUCUUUAGCCGCCUAGCCUCUUACUCCAUGCUGGUUAUCACUCAAGCCUUUGCAGGCCACCUUGGUGAUCUUGAGCUUGCUGCAAUGUCCAUUGCAAAUAAUGUCAUCGUCGGUUUUGACAUUGGCCUCUUGUUGGGCAUGGCUAGUGCACUUGAAACACUAUGCGGCCAAGCCUUUGGAGCAAAGAAGUACUACAUGUUGGGAGUAUACAUGCAACGUUCAUGGAUUGUUCUUUUCCUGUGUUGUAUUUUGCUUUUGCCUUUAUAUCUCCUUGCUUCCCCAGUCUUGAAGCUAUUGGGACAGCCUAAAGACAUUGCAGAGCUAUCAGGGAUUGUUUCUAUGUCGAUGAUACCACUUCAUUUCAGCUUUGCAUUUCAGUUUCCUCUGCAGAGAUUCUUGCAGAGUCAGUUGAAAAACAUGGUGAUUGCAUGGGUUUCCCUGGUGGCUCUCUUGGUCCAUGUGUUGGUUAGUUGGCUGUUUGUGUAUAGGCUUCAGCUUGGACUUGUUGGAACUGCGAUUACCUUGAACUUUUCUUGGUGGAUUUUGGUUUUCGGCCUUUUUGCCUAUACUGUUUGUGGUGGGUGCCCUUUUACUUGGACUGGCUUCUCCAUGGAAGCAUUUUCUGGCCUUUGGGAAUUCAUCAAACUCUCUACUGCUUCUGGGGUCAUGCUUUGCUUGGAGAACUGGUACUAUAGAAUAUUAAUUUUAAUGACUGGGAAUCUGAAAAACGCAAAGAUUGCCGUGGAUGCUUUGUCCAUAUGCAUGUCGAUUAAUGGAUGGGAACUGAUGAUACCUUUCGCAUUCUUUGCUGGAACCGGAGUGAGGGUGGCGAAUGAGCUUGGAGCUGGGAAUGGGAAAGGAGCUAAGUUUGCAACAACAAUUUCAGUGGUGACAUCAGUUAUAAUUGGCAUCUUCUUUUGGACGUUGAUUAUGAUUUUUCAUGAUAAGAUUGCUCUUAUAUUUUCCACAAGUGAACCAGUUUUGAAAGCAGUAAACAACCUCUCACUUCUCUUGGCCUUCUCCAUUCUGCUCAAUAGUGUUCAACCAAUUCUAUCUGGGGUUGCAGUGGGAUCUGGGUGGCAAUCCUAUGUGGCUUACAUAAAUUUGGGUUGCUACUAUCUGAUUGGGGUUCCACUCGGAAUCUUGAUGGGAUGGGGCUUCCACCUAGGAGUAAAGGGAAUUUGGGCUGGAAUGAUCUUUGGUGGGACAGCAGUUCAGACUGUGAUACUGGCCAUUAUUACCAUUCGGUGUGAUUGGGACAAGGAGGCUGCGAAAGCAAGCCUGCACGUAAAGAAGUGGUCAGAGACAAAGUAAUUGAAUGCUCAUAUAUUAAUCUUGUUUAAGACAAGGAUCUUAUGACAGAAAACAUUACCUAAUUUUGAAGUGAUCCGAAUGGUCUUAGUCAUCUUACAAGUUACAAGGGCCUACUAAACUUUGAUUGGCCAUUUGAUAUUGAAGUUCCUUGUUUGUAGUUCUUUUUUCUUUUCCAGCUGGUACUACCAUCUUUGUAAUUUUCUUUAAUUUCCGAAUGAAAUUGCAAAAUUGUUGUGGCAAUAAAAACCACGGUCGUCCACGGAGCAUUUCUUUGUGUUUCUAUUCACCUGUCCAAUCCUAAAGUUCAUGGGGGACUGCCUACAAAUGUGGCAGAGCUAAGAGGGGUUACUUCACCAUUAAUGAUAAUACCAUCAUUCACUUCAGCUUUUGCUUUCAUGUUUCCUUCGCAAAUGUUCUUGCAAAAGCCAGCUCAAGGCGCAUCUGUCCUUUGCUUGGCUAUCUUUGAUGGUGCAUGUAAUCAGAAGUCAGUUGUUUCUCUUUUAUUUUAAGCUUGGAGUGGUUUUUAUCAAGCUCUCUGCUGCUUCAGCCGUCAGGGCUCAUGCUCUGUUACUUCCCACCCGGCCCUCUCUAUGAAUUUAUGUAAUCGAAUGGAAAAACCAAUUAACAGCAAAGGAAAUUG